AUGAGUUACUACGGGAUCGGUGAACUUCAGUACUACAUAAAAAAGACGGAUGAAAAUCUCAGAAAGGCAAUACAGCUACUUUUGGCCCUGGAGCAAAAGUUAGGAGGAUCUACGGGUGAACUCGAUGCUUAUCGCAAAACCCUGAAGGAUAUCCGGUGUGAUAUAGUCGACGCACAACGAGAUAUGCGCGACCGAGAAUGAAUUAGUGCGAACAAAGUUGUAGGAAAUAUUGACA
This is a messenger RNA of Cylicocyclus nassatus, 235 nucleotides long. Lineage: Eukaryota; Metazoa; Nematoda; Chromadorea; Rhabditida; Strongylidae. The record is from the annotation of a GenBank genome assembly.